This is a messenger RNA of Equus caballus (horse), 4540 nucleotides long. The record is from RefSeq and is a predicted model, not a curated record. Lineage: Eukaryota; Metazoa; Chordata; Mammalia; Perissodactyla; Equidae.
AUGAGGAAGCAUCAGGGUCAGCAGGAGGCAGAGGGGGGGCUCGCUCCAGUUGUCUGGUACGUGGCUUUGGAGUUUUUAGGGCAGAGGAACAUUGGCCCCGAGUGUGAACGCCCAGUAGAGGAGGUGGCGGGGCAUGUGGGCUCUGGAUUGAGCAAAGUCCACAGAAAGUUCCACCGAGAUGUGCUGAGCAAAGGCCAGAGGCCCAGAAGGAAAGAAGUGCAGACUCUGAGCAGAGCUGCCCUCAUCUGGAGCGUGAAGCCCACCUGCCCGGGGUCCGUGUGGCUGGCAAUGAGCCCCGGGCUGUCGGCCUUCCUGAGAGAGUGCCCCGGCUGGCUCCUGCUCUCCGGGGUCUUCCUGCCUGUGACUCUGCUGCUGCUCCUCCUCAUUGCCUACUUCAGGAUCAAACUGAUGGAGGUUAAUGAAGAACUGUCCCAGAUGCCUCGUCGCCAACCCAAUCGCAAGGCUGGCUCGUCCCCGUACCGGAGAAUGAAACGAACGUGACUGCUGGGGACUGAUCAACGGCGGAAAGCACAGGGAAUCUCUACUGGUCAGACAGCAAUGGUCAACGGCUUUGCUAACACAGCGGGUGAAACCAGAACCACAGAAAAAUAGAACACUAAGAUGCUCGUGCUGAACUGCGUUGAAAAGUGGCAGCUAUUAUCCCAGAGGACUUCUUGAGACUCAGCUCAAACAGCAGCUCUUCAGAGAGCACCAAGAAUCUAAGAUUCUCUUGGAUGUGCUCUAUGGACUGGACACAUUUAACUUUUUAACUUUCAUAGGUCUUCUCUAAAAGGUGUAUUUCUGAAAUAAAAUUCUUAAACGUCAUUAUUACAUAAUCCCAUGGAAGCCCACAUUAUUCUGAUUGGAGAAGUGAAGAAACUCUAGUAGAGAUCAAAUGGACAGCAAAGAGGAAAGCCCCGAGAGCUCCGUGGACCCCUCUGUGAGUCUCCCCACUUCCUCCUCCUGCAGCUUGGCAAGUCUUAAUGACUCCUUUUCGGGCAUCUUUUCUGGCCCCGAGUUUGCUUCUCUCCUUUUCCCAGUUGCUUCCACAGACGACAUCAUCGUGACAACCUACAAUACCAGCAGAAUCUCUUGAUACUUGGGAUGGAUCCCCGUGAAUGUAGCUUUCAGCACGACGUGACUUAGAAAUACCGGCAACGUGGUGCUGGGAAGAGGAGAGAACAGAAUGUUUGUUCAUGUAACUCAUAUGGAGAAUAAUUCAAGCCUUUGCCUCUAAAGCCAAAACAUCAGGGAGCUAUUUCUAAAAACGGAAAUAAGUCAACAUUUCUCUAGCAGAAUUCUUCUCUCAGUGGGAUCUCCGAAGAGCCAACAUAGACAACUGAAAAGAAACAUUUAAUCCAAAGUGGUAGUUAAAAUAGACUGUGAUUACUAUCGUGUUCUCCAGUUUCCUAGUUAACGUUAACAAAGGAUGCUUAACAUGUCCUAAGCAGAAGUCUGGUUAUAUUCCAAUCUUUGCUAUGAAUCUAACAGGCUCUUAGACUGAUUAACUUUAUCAAACCUAACGAAUUUGGUCAUCUCUGUAAGAAAUUGCACCAAUUUCUGUAGCAACAAUCAUACUAAAGAUCAUGUGGAUGACCAAGCGCAAGAACGCACCACCAGUGCUGAAUAUUUUCUGCCUCUCCCCACCCCCACCCAACUCUAAAAUUCUUCUUAUGCAUCCACUAAGUUAUUAGUCUCCGUUGGCACUUCUUGCAUGAUACAAAACUCACUGUUCAACUGAAGACACUCAUUUCUGAGUUUUGUUGCAUUUGAUUACAGUGGAAACGUCUGCUGGGGCUUUCAGACUGAGGUAAUUUAGAAUAAGUGUUCACGCCAUAUGCAAGGAAUAACAAUAUUCUCUCGGUUCUGGGAGGGAUCUCUUUUUAGCCCUUGGUGGAAACCAGCUUAUGUAAAAAUGCUUUCUUAACAGAAGGCGUGAAAGGUUGCAUCGCAUUCCCAGCUGCCAGCCAAGUCUGUGGUUCGGCCACGAGCAUUUGCUCCGCCUUCUGGAAUCGGGCACUUCUGAAGCCUCACAUUUGGCUCUCAUGGAUGCCACUGCACCCUCUGCCUGACCAGGGAAAAUGCUCCUCAGCUACUCUGGUAACAGAGCAGCUUUAACGUAACAUGCUUUCAGCGAUAAGCAGAACCAAGUAGUUUAAAGCAAGACCCAUUUCUUUCAUUGCUGUUGAAUAAGAUGAAUAAGGAAUUUCCAGUGAAAACCUGAGUAGAUUCAUGAAUGUUUUUUAUACAUAGAGAGAAACAAACAUGUUAGUGUUCCCAUGGAGACAAGUCCCAAGGGUUUCACUGUAACCUGUCUGAAGGCACUGCUCCUCCAUUCGACGCCUCCUUCCAGAGCAAGCCCAUGAGCCGUGGUCACGUGUCUGCUCCUCGUGUGCUCACAGUGCAGUUUAAGAUCUCACUCCAGCUUGGACUGCUCGGCGCUUCUUCACCGCUGCUGCCCCCUAGACCAGGCCCGCGGCCUCCUUACUUUACCCUAUAUCCGGUUCCAUCCUGUGCUCCAGAGCCUUUCACCACAUGCCAAAAAGGCUCUCACAACACUCAACGGUCUCACUUCAACAGUUCCUCAUCUUAUUUCUAAUGUUCUAGUAUCUCAGAGAAUUCCAAAUUCUCUUUCCCCAACAGGAGACGUUUAAUCAAAUAUUUCAUUGGGAGCUUUAAGUUCUGUUGUCAUUUAUUCAAUGCAAACUUACCACAGAAUUUUUUUUUUUUUACAGAGCUAACCUCUUUCCAGCUCUCUUGUUGACAGGGUUGGUAAUUUGGAAAUCUGCAGUUGGGAAACUGCAAGGCCAUGACCGUCCCUUCACAUCCUGAACCUAUAUGAGUUGAUAAAACAGAAAAUUGAGCAAGGAAGGGCACACAUAUGUUCUCUGAAACAUUAUUCGCAACCCUUAGAAAAAACAUAUUAAAAAAAUUACUUAUAACUCAUCUGACUGGGUAAUACAGCCUCCAGUAUUUUCUAGAUAUAAUUUGGUAGCAACCUGAAAAUCAAGACCAGAUUAACACUCCCAUACACCAAAACAGUUUUUCCUAAAAAUCUUAAAGUUCUUUAGCAAAACUGUCUCAGAAAUCAGAAUUCAUAACUGUUAAGCACAUUUAGGAAAUCAAUUUCUGAUAUUUUAGAAAAAGUUUUCAGAGCAAAUGUUCUUGAGAUUCUUGCUUUCUGACUUUAUACUCAGUGUGCUAAUCAAAAGAGACCUCUGAGUUUAUCAGAAUUUACGCAAUGGUAUUUACCCUGUCAGAUGAGUGUUAAACAGAACAUAACAGAAAAGAGAGAUUCCAAAAGCUGUAUUUAUAAUUACCACCAAACAAUUGGGUAUUUUAAAAUAUUCUUUCCACUUUUGUCAAUUUUUCAAAUCCAUAUUCCCAAACUCAGAUUAUUAAAAGCAGAGGUUUUCAACCUUUAUUUCACUAAUGAAGGCUUUUGAGAAUUUGAUGAAAGCCAGCAACCACCUUUCGCCUCUAGGAAAAAUGCAUAUACCCAUGAUUUUGCAUAUAUUGGGGAAAAGCCUAGCCCCUUGAAAUCUAUCCAGGAGUCGGUGGUUAGGAAGCCUGCAGCCAGUCUUAAGAAAGGAUUUGUGCGGCCUCUUGCACCAGUUGCCUUAGCUGCCUCCACGCGGGAGGACGAGUGGACCGUAAGUGGUUCCUGACAUUGGAAGGCUCACAGGAAAGUCAGUUCCACACAUCUCCCAAAGCAAAACUUUCCCAGCAGGCUUCCCAACAGUACAGAAUUCUAUUAUGGAAAGCCCUCACGAGAACACGGCUCAGACCAGCAAUGUCUCCCAUAAAUUUGCCCUUGGUGGGUUAACUCACGCAUGAAGCUGUUAUUACUCACGAUUACCAUUAUUGUACCGAGAGUUCCACUAGGUAUUUUACACAUUUUUAUUUCAUCUAACCACCAGAAUACCCCUACCUUGGGAUGUAUUAUUACCUUCACUUCAGAUGGUUAAGUGCCUUUGUUAAAGUCACAUGGUUCAGUUACUAGGCGUAGGGGAUUCAAACGCCUAUCUGUAGGCUACUGAAGCCAGUUUUUGAACUAAAAUAUCAUUUUAUACAACUUGAAGGUGCUAUAAAUCUACUCUAGACUCAUACCUAUACAUAGGGUCAGUGUUUUCGACCCUGAGGCCAAGAGUCAGGAUGACUGACACCUACGAUGUGCCCGCUGGCCAUGCUCUCUUCUGGGCCAAGUCUCUACCGUGGCCUGAUCCCAGCAAAUAAAUAUGUGAGCAGGUGCACGCAAGGAUCAGGGCAAGUCCAUGGUGACUUCGGUGAAAAUCAUCAUCAAGUAUGUGCCCUACUGCUGCUGUCUCAGCAGUGACAGUCGCACAGCCUAGUCUAGUGCAAGCGUGUAACACUUGUGGAAACGGACCAGAGUACCACUCAGUGAAGAAGGAUGUAUUCUCUCACAAGAAAGGGAGAAAGAACUUUUUCUUUCUCAAAUUAUGGGGAUUUAUGUGUUUUUUUAGCCUUUUAUUAUAGAGUAUUUUAACAGAAUGACAAAAUAAACUUUCAUUUACCAUCA